This is a messenger RNA of Spinacia oleracea (spinach), 1876 nucleotides long. RefSeq lists its product as uncharacterized. NCBI's taxonomy places the organism in Eukaryota, Viridiplantae, Streptophyta, Magnoliopsida, Caryophyllales, Amaranthaceae. The transcript is spliced from 6 exons. The coding region runs from base 188 to 1420 and encodes 410 amino acids. The record is from RefSeq and is a predicted model, not a curated record.
CCAGCAUUAAUACAAUUGUCGUUAGCUUCCAAACUCCUCCUAUUUUCUCUCCCCUAUAUUCCCUCGUAUUUUCCCGGGAAUUCCCUUCUACAUUUUCGACCCAAAAAUCUAUCCACUAAAAUCUAUCUUUUCUUGUUUUACUGAAAAAAACCAGAAAAAAUAUUAAAAAAACAGAGGAGAAAAAAAAAUGAGUUGGAGUAAUAAUGGUGAUUAUGAAAACUAUUACCAGAGAUACUAUAUUAACAACGACAACGGAGAAGCCUUUCCUAGUGUUUACAAUGAAGCUCCUUUUCAUGGAAAUGCUUCUUCUGAGCUUCAAAACGAUCUUACGGAACUUGACAUAGAGAAGGUCAAAAGAGGUGAGAGUGAACUUGGAUUGAAAUUGACCAAGACACCAUCAUUAUUGAGUUUGUUCAGUAAUGCUUCUAUAACAGAUGAUACCAACUUAUCUGGUUCACCCGAAAAGCUCAAGGCUGCCAACUUUCCUGCUUUGUCACUCAAAAUCGGAUCUUGGAUGAGAGAAUCUAGGCAUGAAGGUGAGUUGAUAGCCAAAUGCUACUUCAAAAAACGGCAAUUAGUUUGGGAAGUAUUAAAUGGUAACCUGAAGAACAAGAUUGAGUUUCUAUGGUCUAACAUUUCAGCCAUUAAAGCUACUUUUCAUGCUAAUGGUCCAGGAGUUCUUGAUAUCAUGUUGGAAAAACCUCCCUUGUUCUUCCAUGAAGUUAACCCACAGCCUAGAAAGCAUACCAACUGGGAGCAAACCGAAGACUUCACUAAAAAUCAAGCUUCCUUGAUAAGGAAACAUAGGCUUAUAUUUGGCCAAGGAGUCUUGGAGAAGCAUUACACCAAAAUCAUACAAGCUGACUCUAGAUUGCUGUAUAUAAGCCAACAACCUUUCCCAUACCAAGCUAGUAUGUACUUCAACGAAAUUCACUUCUCCAACCAGCUUUGUUUCGAAAAUCUCUCUGCCGCGCUUCCUUCAAAUCAUCCUUCAAUUAUGGAUUUUUCGGGCCAUUCUAAAAGCGCGAGUUAUCCAGUUCACCAGCAAGAACUUUCCCCCAACAAUGAGGAUCAUCAUCCUUACUAUCUCAACAACCAAACACAAUUCGCGAUUUCAUCAUCUGUUAGCCAGGAGAGUACUACACAUGAUCAGCAAGGCGGGUAUGUGUACCCGGAUGUAAAUAAUGUUCCGUUGAUAAACAACGAUGUAGGACUGCAUCCAUUAAGCUACACGCUACCACAUGAUUACAUGCCGCAGAUGGAAGCAUUCGGGACUGGUCUUCCCUACUUGGGAGAGUCUCAUCAAACACGUUAUGACUACGAUGAAGCAGCAGGCGGUACAGAUCAGUAUCAAUUGAGCCAUGAAUAUGAUCAGAGUCAGCAUUAUUAUAACAAUGCAGGAGGACAACAUUGGUUAUGAUGAAUUUAAGUCGGAAGAGUUAACAAAUAAUAUAACAUAUACCAAGUAUAUGUUUUGGUGAUAACGGUUUACUAACUCUCAGAUCACAUGACAUAUCACUGUCUCAUGUCUAAUUAAUAUACUAUUAGGCAUGCAUAGGCCGGGAUGGUCUACCAGUCAAGUAAGUGUAUGAAGCCAUGGCGGUCUCAUAGGAGAGUAACGGUUGGUGAAGCUAAGGAUAAAAAAACUUUGGAUUAGGCAAGUGUGUUUCAGAAGUGUAAGAUAUAUUCUGUAUACGUUGAAAUAUAUUCAAUACAAAUUAAGAUCGUUUUCUUUACACUCUGACUCAUGUAUGACUUUCGUCGUGGAACACCUUCAGCUGAAUCUUGAUCACGAUAAAAGGUUCACAAUAGCCAGUAAAAAAUAGUUAUACUAAACUAUUUACACGUAAAAUAAAUGUUAUUCAAAUUCUUACUA